CGUUUGUAAUCUGCACUGUUUUAAUUAACGGCCAUGACUUCAAUACAGAGCUUGGAGAGAUUGGCAGUUGAUGUCUUCCACUGCUCAAAAUCAAAACUUAGAAAUCAGAAUCAAAUCCAGACCCAAACUCAAAAUAAAGUUGUUUUUCCAAUACCCAUUUCAAGGAGAGCCGCAAUUUUGAUUUCUGUUAUUCCUUUUGGUCUAAUUGCAUUACCUCCUCCAUCUUCACAAGCUAGAGAGAGAAGGAGCAGAAAAACCAUUCCUCCUGAAGAUUAUGUUACAAACUCUGAUGGCUUAAAGUACUUCGAUCUCAUUGAGGGCAAAGGCCAAACAGCAGAGAAAGGAUCAAUUGUCCAGGUGCAUUUUGAUUGUGUGUACCGUGGUGUUACUGCAAUAUCGAGUCGGGAAUCUAAACUCUUAGCUGGAAAUCGCGCAAUUGCACAGCCGUAUGAAUUCAGGGUUGGAGCAACUCCAGGAAAAGAAAGAAAGCGGGAUUUCGUAGAUAGCGCAAAUGGUUUGUUCUCUGCUCAGGCUGCACCGAAACCCCCAGCAGCUAUGUACUCAGUAACUGAAGGGAUGAAAGUAGGGGGGAAGAGGAGGGUAAUUGUGCCUCCAGAAGCUGGGUAUGGUAAAAGAGGAAUGAAUGAAAUCCCGCCAGGAGCUACUUUUGAACUUAACAUAGAGCUUUUAGAAGUACUAGCACCCGAAGCAAAGUAACUUGAGCUUGUCCAGUUGUGAGUGAAAUACGUGUACCAUAAAUCCGUUUUUAUUACUUAAAACUGCAACAAUGCAAGCUUUUGCAGAAGAAGAUUGUCCUCUUUCCGCGCUCAUUCUUUUUGUAAGUAAAAAUAUAGUUGUCGUUCAUGAAAUCAUACUUGUUGAUAAUUUUCAGAUGAUGUUAUCUCAACUGGCGUUUUCCUAUGGAAACAAGUCAACAACAUCAUAAUUGUACUCUAAGUUUAUGCACAGUUGAAAUAAUUUUGAUUCACUGAAA
Papaver somniferum (opium poppy) is the source of this 994-nucleotide messenger RNA. Its product is annotated as peptidyl-prolyl cis-trans isomerase FKBP18, chloroplastic-like. The coding region runs from base 34 to 717 and encodes 227 amino acids. The transcript is spliced from 6 exons. The record is from RefSeq and is a predicted model, not a curated record. Lineage: Eukaryota; Viridiplantae; Streptophyta; Magnoliopsida; Ranunculales; Papaveraceae. Gene Ontology annotation, molecular function: peptidyl-prolyl cis-trans isomerase activity. Gene Ontology annotation, cellular component: chloroplast thylakoid lumen.